AUGGCAGGAGAUAUUGUAAUCGGAAUGCUUUAUAAUGUUGCCUUACCACUGGUUUUACUAACAGCAAUUGCUUUUCGAUACAAUGGACUUUCUGUGGUGUAUCUGCUGUUUCUGUUGUCUGUACCUCUUCUACCAAGCCCUGCUCUGUCCUCCAUGAAGGGAAAGACAGGCCGGUUUCUCCUGUGUGUUUGCUCCACAGCAGUAACAUUUCUGGCCUUACAGUGUGGGAUACAGAUCACCUUUGCAUACAUUCCUAAAGAAAUGAGUGGACCAAUGGAAAAUGUAUUCUUUCAUCUUGGGAUUGUGAGAUUCAGUGAUGUGGAUGCUGGUAACAUAAUACGUCUGUUGGUGCCAGAUAUUGGUGUAUUCAUGUCGUCAUUGGCCAUCCGGAAUUUGUCUAACAAACUAUUGAGACCACCUACCAAUGACCAUGAGCAACAAUCCGAAAUUGAGGUAGAGUACAAGCUUAUUCACCAAAAAACACAGAAAAACAUUGAAAAGGAAGCAUCUGAAACGUCUGAAUCAGAAUAUGAAGAGGAGAGUGAAGCAUCAUCUACAGAGAGUUCUGUGGAGACAAAAGCAGCCCCAUCAGGACCUCCUCAGUUUGUACAGAAGCUAAUUGUCUUUGCGACUGGUCUAAGACUACUGCUCUCCACUAUGAUGAACACUGCAGGAAAAGUGGUAGUGUCUGUCCUCCUGGGGCUUGCAGGUAUAGCCCUACCGUCUCUGACAUCAGCAUUAUAUUUUGGGGUCUUCCUGUGUCUUGUGUGGUGUUGGAUCCUGGACUACUCUAUUGGUUUGCUCCAUUUUAGCACAUUGUGUAUAAUGAUGACCAUAUUUAGUGGUGGACACAUCCUGGUCCUCUACCUCUAUCAGUUACCUCUGUUUCAGGAACUUAUAUCCCCUGAGGACGUUUAUCCCAGGCUUUUUGGCAUGACUGCAUUCAUCCACACAAACUCAUCAAAGCCAUAUAGUCUGGGCCUGCAUCCUGAUAUGAGCUGGCCUAUGAUAAUAAACCCUCUGCUACUGCUAGUACUCUACUACACACUGGUGGCUCUUCUACAAAAAUGGGCUCUCUCAGCUACAGAGCAUAUUAUGAUGCUCAACAACAGCUGGCAGAAUAAUAAUCCGUCUGGGUUGGACCCACUGCUGUCAGCAGAUGCUGACUAUCUACAGUGUCUUUCCCUUCCAAUGUACAUUCAACAUGAUUGCUCUUAUGAGGUUGCAGAUGAACAAGAAGAGAGCAGCAAUAAUGAAGAAGGACAAACGGAAGUUCUAACUGAAGAGCUCUUGUCUUCCCCUAAAAUGAACACCUUCACUCUGCUUGGUCGGUCCAUUAUGAGACAGAGCUAUGUUAUUGCUCUUAUCAUUAUGAUGGUAUGGAGCAUCACUUACAAUUCCUGGCUUACAUUUGCCUUGUUGGUGUGGUCUUGUAUAAUCUGGAUGUCAAGGCGCCGACGGGAGUAUACCAUGAUUAGCGCUCCAUUUCUCGCUGUUUAUUGUACGCUGCUGUUGGUGGCUGGCUUUAUUAGUGCUUUCCGUCUUCACCAUCGUGAGCUUUUCCCUGCUCUCCCCAAGGCUGUUCUGGUUGAUUUUGAUCUCUACACUUAUCACACACCCUGUCUUCACCUGGGAGCAAAGAUGAUUUAUACAUUUAGUUUCUGGAUGUUGCUACGACAACAGUUAAUUGAGAAACAGGAAGCUCAACAGUCAAAAGAAGAAAGCCUUCAUGAUGUCAAAAGCAUAGCUGAUAAAACUGAAUCAUCUAGCAUGGUGAAUAGAAUGGGAGCUUUUCUUAAAGGCCUGCUGGUGAAGUACUGGAUUGUCUGCUGCUGCUCUAUGUUUUUUGUCAUCAGUUUCUCUGGGAAAGUGGUUGUCUACAAAAUCCUUUACAUCUGUUUGUUCCUCUUCUGUGUGGUUCUCUACCAGGUCCAGUAUGAUGUGUGGCGGAAUGUCCUGAAGUACUUCUGGGCUGUGGUGGUUGGUUAUUCCAUGAUGGUUUUGAUUCUGAUUUACAUGUACCAGUUUAAGACUGUUUCAGGCCUGUUCCGUCAAAUCAUAGGCAUGUCAGAAGAAGGACUGCGUGAUCUCGGCCUGGAACAAUUUGACACUGUAGAGUUAUUUGCACAGAUUUUACUUCCUGCUGCCUUCCUACUGGCAUGCAUUCUACAACUGCACUACUUUAACUGCGAAUUUCUCACUCUUACUGACCUACAGAAUGUACCUGUGUGUGAUGGCACAUCUAAGCUGGCAAAGGAGCAGAUGGAUGCAGAAGGUGAUGAUCUGUUGGGCAGCUUAGAACUGAAUUCCUUAUCAGUAAAGGAGGAAGAAGAAGAGACAGAACAAAAAGAAUCAACAGUGAACAAAUGGUUUUUAGUUGUGGAUCAGAUAAGCUGGUUCAUGCUACAUGCUCUGCUGUGGUUGUCUAAGGGUCAAGAAUUUUGUUGGAGAUUUCUAGAGCUCCAUAGCCUUAAAUUUGUUGCUGCAGGCAUCAUCUGGGUUAGCCUAAAAGAGGUGUCUUUGAUGAAUUUUGUGUUCCUGGCUUCGUGGACAUUUGCUGUGCCUUAUGUAAGACUGCGGCAAAUGGCAUCCACAGUGUCCUCUGUCUGGGCCUGUGUGAUGGUUGUAUGUAAAAUGAUGUAUCAGUUAAAAUUCAUCAAACCGACAGAAUUUUCUGUCAACUGCACCACUGUUUUCCUGAUGUCUAAUCAGAGUUGGCACAGGGAGAAUGUAGCACAGCUUUUGCAGAAGUCUGUUUUGUAUAUUGAACCAGUGGAUCCAUCUCUGUGGGUUGGCAGCCUGAAAAAAUGUGGAGAUGCCAUUCUGCCUUGUCUACAGAAUCAUUUAUUAAUUCUGGGACUACUUGUGUUUGACGUGACUGUCCAUCGGCACCAGCUCUACAAUUCUCUUCAUUUAAACUUAAAACCUCCUCCCAAAGGCACCAUUUUCAGCAGUGUAACAUGGCAGCACCUUGAUCAUGGCAUCCUGCCCUGCCUUAAAUACUUCUGCAAUUAUUUCUUCUACAAGUUUGGCCUUGAGAUUUCAUUUGUAGUGGCAGUGAAUGUGAUUGGCCAGCGGAUGGAUUUCUUUGCCCUUCUGCACUCAUUUGCAUUGAUCACAGUUUUGGGACGUCGUCGCAGGAAGGCUAUUGGGGAAAUUUGGCCCAAGUACUGCUGCUUUACUGCUACCCUUAUGGUGUUUCAGUAUCUGCUCUGUAUCGGGGUGCCUCCUGCACUCUGUGCUGAUUAUCCUUGGAGAACAGGCUCUAGGGCUCUCAGCUCCAAUCAGAUAAAGUGGUUGUAUUUGCCAGAUUUUGCUAUGCAGCCUAACCCCAUCUUCAUAUUUUAUGACUUCUUGUUGUUGAUGGUAGCAUCUCUCCAGUGGCAGGUGUUUGAAGAUGAAAAUAAGGCCUCUGUGAGACUUGUGGCAGGGGAAAAUGUGGAGAUCAGUAGAAACCUAGACUCUCGCUCUCUUAACCAGUAUACAAGAGUUGGCAAUUUCCUGCACUGCCGGUCAUAUCUGGACAUGGCAAAGGUUUUUGUGUUCAGUUAUUUCUUUUGGUUGGUUUUAUGCCUAGUGUUCAUCACCGGCACCACACGGAUUAACAUCUUCUGCCUCGGCUAUUUGGUGGCCUGUUUCUAUUUCAUGCUUUUUGGAGACACAGUGCUGCUGCAGCCUGUACAUUAUGUACUCAGACUGUGGGACUGCCUUAUUGCCUACACCUGUUUGGUGAUUUGCUUGAAGAACUUUAUCUCUCUGGGAUCCUGUGCUUAUCUGGACAGUCUUUUAAAAAAAGGCUGUUGGCUCAUUCAGGCAUUCAGUAUGUUUUGUACGAUCAAAGGCUAUGAUCUGCCUAAGCCAAGUGAUGACUGCGAGCUGCCAGUGGGAGAAGCCGGUAUUGUGUGGGAUGCAGUUUGUUUUACUGUACUACUGGCUCAAAGGAGAAUAUUUCUCAGUUAUUACUUCCUGUAUGUUGUAUCUGACCUUAAAGCCGGCAAGAUCCUUGCCUCCAGAGGUGCAGAGCUAUUUGAAGCCAAGGUAAAGAAACGUGUAGCAGCCAGGCUGGAGCUAGAGAAGAAAUCUGUGGAGCUGCUGAAAAAACAGAUGGAGAAAAUCAAGUUAAAACAAAAGAGUAAACCAGAACAGCCUGCCAUAGCACUGGACACAAAAGGGCCUGGACAAAAAAGUGAUGCAGAACGAAGAGUCUGGGACUCCUGUGCGUAUCGCCUCUUUGAAAGUGAUAGUGAGGAAGAAGAAGGUGAAGUGGAUACCAAGACAGAGGAAGAGCCUGUGCCAAAAAAGAAAAGUGCCUUUCAGUUGGCACAUGAGGCUUGGGUGGCAGGGUCCAAGGCUGCUCUCAUCUCCCAUAAGAGGGAUGAGGUUCAACUGAAGAGAGAAGAAGACAGAGUGAAGAGGGAACUGUGUCAAGAACAGGGCACAGAUUGCUUAGAGUCAGGUGACGAUGAGUUGGAAGACUCCUGUCCUGAGGCAAAGGAGGGAGAGAAAGCUAAAAAUUCUGAACGGAUUAUUGACGGUCUGAAGUUUAGCUUGGUCUUCUUCCGGUCACUUAUUGAUGAUAUAGCAGCAGGUUUGAACUCAUUCUGUAAGGAUAAUCUGGACAUUUCAAAGGUGCUGCGCUUAGAAAGGGCACUGCUGGGUCAGCAGCAAAACAAGGGUCGAGAUGUGUCCCAUGAAAGUAUACAUGAAUUUUACCAGAACCGCCUCUCAAGACAGAGCACACAGUCGUUGUUGGUCGAGGAGAUAAUUACACCUGCCAACUCGCCACCACCACUUCCAGUCACUGCUUGUGGCUAUACCAAACUAAGGAGUGUCAACUCCAAGCUAUCUUGGAACAGCAGUCUGUCCAGCUGUCAGACGGAAGAGACCAUGCUAAUGUCACGUCAACCAACACUCAAUGAUGACAUUGAUGAUGUCCUCUGUAUAGCAUCGCCCAAAACUGAGGAAUUUCUUUUUCAACUCUCCACUGAACAGCGUCGUCAGAAACUUUGCAAAUCAGCAAAUGUAGAUAUAGGCUCUUUCGAUCAAGGAAGCCUUUUGCUAGACCAUAAUGAAACAUCUACAUUAAGGAAACAGGACAAGGAAGCAGAAGACAACUUCUGUGGUGAGCUGGAAGAUGGAGAAGAUAAUGAGAAAGGAAAAAUGGAUAUAAAGCAAGCAGAUGAUCAGUUUGAGAAGAAAUACGAAUUGCUUAAGUCAGCAUCACUGGACUCAGUGGUCAUUGAGGUGAAGAGUGAAAGUGUUUCAAGACCUGAACCGCUUACUCAGGAGACCAAAGGCCUCACUGCUAGCGAACCACUGCUUAACAACCAAGAACCAGUGGCUUUAUGGAAAGAGGAUGGAGCAGCAGAAGACAAAAUUUAUAGUUAUCUGGAGGCUGGAGAUAAGAAUGAGAAAGAAAAAUGGGAGAUAAAACAAGAUGAUGAUGAUCACUUUCAGAAGAAAUAUGAAUUGCUUAAGUCAGCAUCACUGGACUCAGUAGUCAUUGAAGUGAAGAGUGAGAGUGGUUCAGAACCACAACCGCUUACUCAGGAGACCAGAGCCCUCACUGCUAGCGAACUGCUGCUAAACAAUAUGUUCCAGAUCCCAGAAAUUGAUGAGUCAGAUAAGUUCUACCACACGUUGCCACGUCUCCUGCAGCUCAUCUUUGCACUCUAUAACACCAUGGUCUCACAGUCAGAGAUGCUCUGCUACUUCGUCAUCAUUCUAAAUCACAUGGUGUCUGCAUCUCUGCUCACGCUCUUCCUCCCCAUCCUCAUAUUCCUCUGGGCUAUGCUCUCUGUUCCUCGACCCACUAAGCGAUUCUGGAUGACUGCCAUCAUCUACACUGAGCUUACAGUGGUAGUAAAGUACUUCUUCCAGUUCGGCUUCUUUCCGUGGACUACCUCUGCAUAUCGUGGCAUUAAUGCAGAGCGGCCGUUUGCUCUGCCAAACAUCAUUGGAGUGGAAAAGAAAGAUGGAUAUGUUCUGUUUGAUCUUAUUCAGCUGCUUGCUCUUUUCUUCCAUCGUUCCAUCCUCAAGUGUCAUGGCCUCUGGGACAACAAAGAAGUGGAGAUGCCUGAUUUCCUUAAGAAGCUGAAAAGGAAAGCAGAAAAAAACAGGCAAAGUGGAGGGACAAGAGAAGAAAAAGACGAUACAAAAAGACGUAUUUGUUUCUUUCCUCUUCAGGCAUCAACUGCUAAUCUCUUUUCUAGACAAAGAAGAAAUGGCAAUUCUGAAAUCCAUGAUGUUGGGCAGUUAAAGGAAAAUCGUGCAAAGAGGAAGAAACGCCAUCACAGAGUGCCUUUAUCAAGGAAAGAGCAGAUCAGAAAGCUGAUCAGGGAGAGAAUGCUGGAAGCUAAGGCUGCUAUUAUAGAAGUUGCGCUACAUGUGUAUUUACCCAUCAGGCAGUUUUUUUAUGACAUCAUCCAUCCCGAGUACAGCCCUGUCUGUGAUGUCUAUGCUCUGAUGUUCCUGAUUGAUGUUGUAAACUUUAUUAUUAUUAUCUUUGGUUAUUGGGCUUUUGGGAAACAUACAGCAGCAGCUGAUAUCACCGAAUCCUUGUCAGAAGACCAAGUACCUGAAGCCUUCCUUGUCAUGCUUCUCAUCCAGUUUGCUACUAUGGUUGUUGACCGGGCACUCUACCUAAGGAAAACCUUGCUAGGAAAGUGUGUGUUCCAAGUGGUUUUAGUUUUUGGAAUACACUUCUGGAUGUUCUUUAUACUCCCUGGGGUCACUGAGAGGAGAUUUAACAGAAAUCAUGUUGCACAGCUAUGGUACUUUGUAAAGUGCAUCUACUUUGGCUUGUCAGCAUAUCAGAUCAAAUGUGGCUACCCAAAUAGAGUUCUGGGCAAUUUUCUCACUAAGAACUACAACUACCUCAACCUCUUCCUCUUCCAGGGCUUCAGAAUGGUUCCUUUUUUGACCGAACUACGGGCUGUGAUGGACUGGGUAUGGACAGAUACCACUCUCAGCUUGUCUAGCUGGAUUUGUGUAGAGGACAUUUAUGCCAACAUAUUCAUUCUCAAGUGCUGGAGGGAGUCUGAGAAGAAAUAUCCUCACAUUCCCGGACAGAAAAAAAAUAAAGUGGUCAAGUAUGGUAUGGGUGGUGUAAUCAUUUUUUCCCUUAUCUGCAUCGUGUGGUUUCCCCUUCUCUUCAUGUCACUGGUCAAAUCAGUCGCUGGAGUAACCAAUCAACCAUUAGAUGUUUCCAUCCAACUUAGCAUAUCAGGAUAUGAGCCUUUGUUUACAAUGAAUGCCCAAGAACAGAAUUUAGUGCCUUUUUCUGAAGCUGCAUACCACAAGAUGACAAAUGUUUAUGCCACUUACCCGUCUGCAAUGCAGUUCAUAGUAAACUACAUGGCAGAGGACAUAGUAACAGCAAAGAUAAAAAGUGAUGCCAGUUUGCUGUGGAGCAUCAGUCCAGCUAGCCAUGAAGCCAUGAUAUAUGAACUGAGCAAUACUUCACACAUUUACAUCACUCUGCGCUGGACCAUACUGAGAAAUGCAUCUAUUGCAAUGAAUGCUGAGACAACAGGUGAACACACUGUGAAGUAUGAGGACAAAGAGCUGCAAGAUAACCUUGUGCAAAUGCUUAAAGGGACACGUACUGAACCAGUGUAAGUAUUUACACACACACACACACACACACACUCCUUUUCCUGUUUCUUUAUAUUUCUAUCCCAUUAUUUUUGUCUUUUGAUUUAUUCCAGGAUCAUUCAAAACCUGAUGCCUAAAUAUAUCAGAGGACCCUCAGGACCAGAAGCAAAAAUGGCACACAGACUUUUUGUUGCACAUUCUGAUCGCCCAGAUGACCAUCAUUUAGUCUUCUUCCGCUCCCUGUCCAUUAAACUGAAGCAAGCCAACAGCAGCACAGCGGGAAAUGGACCUUACUGGUGGUUGGUGGAGGAGUGCAGUCCAGAUCAUCCAAUAACCAGAUGCCAAAACAUUGAAAUAGUGGUCUUUAAUGAUAAAGUCAGUCCAUCUAGCCUGGGCUUCUUAGCUGGAUAUGGGAUUGUGGGUCUGUACAUGUCAGUGGUGCUGGUGAUUGGUAAGUUUGUGCGCGAGUUUUUUAAUGGGAUAUCCCGCUCCAUCAUGUUUGAGGAACUUCCAAAUGUGGACCGUGUGCUGAAACUGUGCACCGACAUUUUUGUUGUCCGGGAGACUGGCGAGAUGGAACUGGAAGAGCAACUGUUCGAAAAACUCAUAUUCUUAUACCGAUCACCUGAAACCAUGAUCAAAAUGACCAGGGAAAAGAAAACAGACUGACAUUUCUUGCAUUUUAGUGUUAAUAGUGUUGUUGUUCUUCCCCUUUUUAAAUACUUGCUAUAAAUGGUUCUCAGAACUUGUCUCCACAGUGCUAUGUAUUAUCAGUCUUUUUGCUUUGAGCAUGAAAUUCUUUAUACAGUACUUCUUUUUUCUACUUUAUGCCAUAUGUUACAUACAUUAUAAUAUAUAAGAUGUACUUUUGGUUUGCUGUAGGAUCUUAUAUCUCUCCACAAAUAGGACUUGCAAUGUCUUAAAAACCUUCAAAUCAUAGUUAAAUCAUAGGCGAUA
Clarias gariepinus (North African catfish) is the source of this 8553-nucleotide messenger RNA. Its product is annotated as piezo-type mechanosensitive ion channel component 2. The transcript is spliced from 51 exons. Lineage: Eukaryota; Metazoa; Chordata; Actinopteri; Siluriformes; Clariidae. The record is from RefSeq and is a predicted model, not a curated record.